UUUUAAUUUAAUAAAAUUUAAUGAAUAUUUCAGAAGAACAAAAAUAAUAAUUUAUUGAAAUUAUUAGAAACAAAAAGUAAUUUAAAAAGAAAAAAGAGGAAAUAAAGCAACAAUUAAUAAAAGAAGCUUAAGAUUUACAAUAGCAAUAAGUAAAAAAGCAACCUAUUUUAGCUCCUACAUUAAUUGAAGCAUGCUAAUAUGUAAUUUCGAAUCCAAAAGAAGAAUUUCUAUCAAGGAUAAGUGGCAUGUUAAUGAUAAAAGAAGUAAUGGAAUUAGCUUUAGAAACUGUUUUAAGACCAUUUUGUUAAUCCUUUUUAUAAUUUCUUAAAAAUACAAUCAUAUAAUAUAGAGAAGAAAAUCCUCCUGGUUAAACAUUUUUUAGUAAACAACCAAACGAAGAUUAAAGUAAAUACGGCUAAACAAUAUUAUAAAUAAUGAUGGAAAGUUUGUUUGCCUGGUCAUGCUGGUUUUAUAAAAAUACAAAUUAAACAAAAACAAAAUUCUUUUUAACAUAUGAAGAAUGCCUUCAUUAAGAAGUCGCGUUCGAAACUAUAGACAAGUUUUAAUAUUAUACAUAAGAUGAUUUAUAAAAGCAUGAUGGGAAAACAGGAAUAAAUUUAUUAAUGUAUUAUGAUACCCUUAUAGGGAUGUAAUAAUAACUUUAAUAAAGUAUAAAUGUACUUUAAUAAAUUGUAUAAUUAUAAUAAGAAACAGAUAUAGCAAGAAAAAAUGUAGGAAACUGUUAUUAAUUUUAUAAAGAAUAUAUAGAAGAAUAUAAAGAAAUAGAAACUGAAAUUUUAUUUAAAGAAGAUUAGGAUGUAUUCAAAAAAGAAUAUGGAAUAGUAGAAAAACUAAUAGUAAUUAUAUAAUAAUAUGUAGAGAAGAAAUAAAAAUUUGAAGAAUUUUAAAAAAAAAAUGAUUACUUUUUUUAAUAAUUUAGCAAGUAAAUAAUAACAAGAAAAAUAAACAUAAUAACAACAAUAAUAAUAAGCAGAAUAAUAAUCAUAAAAAUAACAAAAAUAAAAACAAAAAGAAGAAAAAUAAAACGAGAAAAAAGAAAAAGAAUAAAGAGAAAAAGAAUAAAAAGAGAAAGAAAAAGAACUAAAAUAACAUAAAGAGCAAAAAGAAAGAGAACAAAAAGAAAGAGAACAAAAAGAAAGAGAACAAAAAGAAAGAGAACAAAAAGAAAGAGAAUAAAUGGAAAGAGAAUAAAGAGAAAGAGAAUAAAUGGAAAGAGAAUAAAGAGAAAGAGAAAAAAAAGAAAGAGAAUAAAUGGAAAGAGAAUAAAUGGAAAGAGAAUAAAAAGAAAGAGAAAAAAAAGAAAGAGAAAAAAAAGAUAGAGAAAAAAAAGAUAGAGAAUAAAGAGAAAGAGAAUAAAGAGAAAGAGAAUAAAUAGAAAAAGAACAAGAAUUAAAAAAAUAAUAAUAAAACGAGUAACUUGAUGAUAAUGAAGAAUUGUUCAA
This is a messenger RNA of Ichthyophthirius multifiliis, 1463 nucleotides long. RefSeq lists its product as hypothetical. The transcript has 5 exons. NCBI's taxonomy places the organism in Eukaryota, Ciliophora, Oligohymenophorea, Hymenostomatida. The annotation marks the transcript as partial. The record is from RefSeq and is a predicted model, not a curated record.